UCAACCAAAUCGAGACCGACUAUGGUGGUCAAAUGUAGUCAAUCAGUCAAACCCAAAGACUUAUUUUCAGAAGAAGGGCAGUUUUUACUUUUAAAAAUCUACAUUAUUUAGCUUUCCUCCAUAUUAUUAUUUUUCAACAACAAUGCAUUAUGUGUUUGAAUGUGAAGAUAACAUCCACAUCACUAAACAAAAAAAAUUCCUUUUAAUGCAUAUAAAUCUAAUCAUUACAUAAAUUUAUCUCUAUCCAUUAAUUAUAGCAGCCAGCCACAAGCCAGUUUCCGGGUUAGUAGGACAGAUUGCAGUCCCAUGCAUUUAACGUCGUGCAAGAUUAACAUAAACACUAGCUACUUGCCAUUUCUAGAUAGAACUAAAGUAAAAAAAAUUAAGAUAAAGAUUAAAAAAUAGUAGUGAUUAAUAUUUAAUGCAAAGCUUAUACCUUCCAAGGCUGCUGCUCACUUCGAUCCCACUCAAGACUCCAAAUAAAAAGCUGCAAUGUCCAUCACUCUUCUUCUUCAUAAUUCUCCGAUCAUCAUUAUCACUCUCUGUCUCUCUUCUACUUCAAUGGCUCUUGUUCGUGAACGCCGUCGAAUCAACCUCCGUCUCCCUCUUCCACCACUCUACGAUCGCCUCCCCUGUUUCUCCUUUGCCUCCUCAACCGCCGCCGUCACAUCCAAAUUGGAUGUCAUCAACAAUGGAAUCUCCGCUUCCGAUAUCGAGAAACUCCACGUUCUCGGAAGCGGAACCGGCGGGAUCGUAUACAAAGUCCACCACAAAACCACGGGGGAGCUAUACGCUCUGAAAACAGUCAACGGAGACAUGAGUUCUACUUUCACAAGACAAUUAACACGCGAGAUGGAGAUCCUCCGUCGCACGGAAUCUCCUUAUAUCGUCCGGUGUCACGGGAUCUUCGAGAAACCAAUCGCCGGCGAGGUUUCAAUCCUCAUGGAGUAUAUGGACGGCGGAAACCUAGAAUCUCUCCGCGGCGCCGUAACAGAGAAACAACUCGCUGGAUUUUCCCGCCAGAUUUUGAAAGGAUUAAGUUAUCUCCACUCUCUCAAGCUCGUUCACAGAGACAUCAAACCGGCGAAUCUCCUCUUAAAUUCGAGAAACCGGCGAAUCUCCUCUUAAACCGGCGAAUCUCCUCUUAAAUUCGGAGUGAGCAAAAUCAUGAUCCGAUCGUUAGAUUACUGCAAUUCGUACGUCGGCACUUGCGCUUACAUGAGCCCGGAGAGAUUUGACUCCUCCGUCGCCGGAGAAAACUCCGAUGUAUACGCAGGCGAUAUCUGGAGUUUCGGAUUGAUGAUGCUCGAGCUCUUCGUCGGACAUUUUCCGUUGCUUCCUCAGGGACAGAGACCUGAUUGGGCGACGCUAAUGUGCGCCGUGUGUUUCGGAGAGCCACCGCGUACGCCGGAAGGAUGUUCCGACGAGUUUAGGAGUUUUGUUGAUUGUUGUCUCCGUAAAGAAUCGAGUGAGAGGUGGACGGCGUCGCAGCUUCUCGGUCACUCUUUUCUCCGUGAAGUUCCGAUUGCUUGUGAUGUUACGGGUCUGGAUCUUUUUUCCGGGUGACCCAAAUCGCAUUAUUACUUAUUGUAGAAUUUGUAUGAUCAGAAAAUAUGAAUACUUGCACUA
Molecule: messenger RNA, 1629 nt
Organism: Arabidopsis lyrata subsp. lyrata
Lineage: Eukaryota; Viridiplantae; Streptophyta; Magnoliopsida; Brassicales; Brassicaceae
Product: mitogen-activated protein kinase kinase 7
Biological process (GO): protein phosphorylation
Cellular component (GO): cytoplasm
Molecular function (GO): protein serine/threonine kinase activity; ATP binding
Source: RefSeq, a predicted model, not a curated record